This is a messenger RNA of Macadamia integrifolia, 1860 nucleotides long. Its product is annotated as protein TIFY 4B-like. The transcript is spliced from 7 exons. NCBI's taxonomy places the organism in Eukaryota, Viridiplantae, Streptophyta, Magnoliopsida, Proteales, Proteaceae. The record is from RefSeq and is a predicted model, not a curated record. Gene Ontology annotation, cellular component: nucleus. Gene Ontology annotation, biological process: regulation of jasmonic acid mediated signaling pathway; response to wounding; regulation of defense response. Bases 391 to 1080 code for a protein of 229 amino acids.
UCCACUUCUCGAAGCAAAGAAACGCCGCAGCCAAAAACCCUCCCCGAGCUUCGGAUACACACUCUCUCUCUGUAACACAUCUUAUUCCCCAAACUCCCAAGCCAGGCUCUCUAAAAUGGAAAUUAUAGAGGACUGCAACUGCAAGGAGGAGACAGAAUCUGUAAAUCUCCUCCUCUCCCUUUCUCAUAUGAGCCUUUGAUACCUCUCUCCAUUUCCUCGACGGAGAAGAGACAGAGCUACGGUGGAUUUUUCAGGGACGAAAUCUGCCGGCAUGAGACCCGAAGAAACGACUACCGGUCUCCACUGGACAAACCUCUAGAUCAACUCACUGACGAAGACAUUUCACAGCUAACUCGCGAGGAUUGCCGUCGAUACCUAAAAGAAAAAGGAAUGCGUCGUCCUUCUUGGAACAAAUCGCAAGCGAUCCAGCAAGUCAUCUCCCUAAAAUCGCUGCUAGAGAUCAGAUCUGAUUCCGGCGCCGGUAUCCGCCAAACUGUCGUGUCUUCUCAGCCGGAAAAUCCACCACAUCAGAUCCCUCAUGUACCGGCUGUUGAAGAGCACGCUGUUGAAGAGCAUGUUUCGUAUCGGCGAAAAGACCCUCCGAAAUCCUCUUUCUCCGGCGAUGUUUCGGCUCGUCUCCCCUCCACCCAUAAUAACAAAGCCAUCCCUCCCACACCAACCAGAAUCACAAGAACAACAAACGAAACAGUGGGUCAGAUGACUAUUUUCUACCAUGGGAAGGUGAAUGUUUAUGAUGGUGUACCGGCAACUAAGGCAAAAGCGAUCAUGCAACUUGCAGGCAGCCCCACCUACUUGCCCCAGGACACUCCAUCUGGUGUAAAUAGAGCAGUUCGCCUCUUUCCGUCCCAUUUACAGGCAGCACCUGACAGACCGGGAUUCAGCUUUCCAGCUGCAAGUUCCCCAACUUUGCAAACAGCAAAAGUCACAGAAAAUACUAUGCAGUACAGGGAAGAAAGGAGCAUGCCUCAUGAAGUUGAACCUGAAGGUCCAACAAGUAGAAAAGCAUCCUUGCAAAGAUACCUUGAGAAGCGAAAAGACAGAUAUGGUUUAAAGGGCUAAGAUGAUGUUUCAGAGGAGACGAAUAUGACCUGCACUCUACUCGCCAUCCAAACCAGCUAUUUCUUUUUUCUCUCACUGGACUGCAUUGAAGGAAGAUGUAAGAGCAACUGAAAGAGGGGAGAGUGAUCAUCUUGUUCUAGCUUGGGAAUGUAAUUGAACCAUCCGAUGAUGAUUAAGGACCCUAACUGGCAGUCAACCGAAAGCGACUCAUGUUUGCCAUCCCAACCAAACUACUUCAGAUGCCUACCCAAUGUUAGUUCAGUUGAGAACCAGGCCAAGGAAUUUUGAUCUCAGUUACAAUGGUAAGUUAUGUGAAGUUCACUUCUUGGCACAUCUUUAUCAUACAAGACAUUUUUUUUAACAAUUGCAUGCCUUGUAAUCAAAGACGAUUCCCAUGGUGUGCUAGUCUUGACAGUAUAUGCGAAAGGGUUCAGUGAGUCCAUGCAGUACUUUGAGGUGUCAGUCCUUGGGAACCUUGCUUUCACCCCUGGUGUGUCUUUGAUGUCUAGAACUCAUGGGUACAUUGCUUAUGGGGUGAUGUGUUCCAGUUCAAAAGUGACAGCAGAUGAUGAACGUUCUGAUAGCUAAUUUAAGAUGGAUGAUGAUCAAAGGGUAUAGAAAAAAUGCCCGACUCAUGUUUGUUCUUAGCUGAUCAGUAUUAGUUUGAGGUUAUGGGGUUCCCUGGCGAUGAACCAGUACUGGAGUAGUGAGUUAAAUAUUGGUGACAUGAUUCGAUUAAUGUAAGAGAUGAUUUUUAGAGAAUCCAAAGUUCCCCUCCAA